This is a messenger RNA of Rhinolophus ferrumequinum (greater horseshoe bat), 765 nucleotides long. It is a transcript of the gene SYNJ2BP, whose product is annotated as synaptojanin 2 binding protein. The record is from RefSeq and is a predicted model, not a curated record. Lineage: Eukaryota; Metazoa; Chordata; Mammalia; Chiroptera; Rhinolophidae. Gene Ontology annotation, molecular function: protein binding. The coding region runs from base 123 to 560 and encodes 145 amino acids. The transcript is spliced from 4 exons.
UUCCGGUCCGAGGGCAGCUAAAAUCGAAAGUGGUGUGUUUUGGGCGCCGCGCCGAGAUUGAUUCACCUUCACCUGUGCGAGCCCUAGUUGACCCAGGUGGGAAGCCAGACAGGCAGUAAAACAUGAACGGAAGAGUGGAUUAUUUGGUCACUGAGGAAGAGAUUAAUCUUACCAGAGGACCCUCAGGGCUGGGCUUCAACAUCGUCGGUGGGACAGACCAGCAGGAUGUCUCCAAUGACAGUGGCAUCUACGUCAGUCGCAUCAAAGAGAACGGAGCUGCGGCCCUGGAUGGGCGGCUCCAGGAGGGUGAUAAGAUCCUCUCGGUGAAUGGCCAAGACCUAAAGAACCUGCUGCAUCAGGAUGCUGUAGACCUCUUUCGUAACGCAGGCUACGCCGUGUCGCUGAGAGUGCAGCACAGGCUACAGGUGCAGAAUGGGCCUAUAGGACCUCGAGGUGAAGGGGAACCAAGUGGUAUUCCCAUAGCCAUGGUGCUGGUGCCAGUGUUUGCCCUCACCAUGGUAGUGGCCUGGGCCUUCAUGAGAUACCGGCAACAACUUUGAAAAGCAUCCUUUCUUCCCGCGCUCCCGAUGAAGACACAUUUCUUCCUUCUCUCACCUCCUCCCCUGCCAUUCUUCCGUAUCUUUCCCUCUCUCUGCACAAGCCAACACAUGAUUGAAAGAGACUCCUUCCCAACCAGACCUUGCUGUUCAAAAUCUCCAAAUCCUCGUAUUCUAAUGGGAAAGUAAAGGCAUUGUUUGAAGGAAA